GACGUCGCAACCAUGGGUAUCGCAAAGAGAACGCGUAAAUUCGGGCAGGUGAAGAGGCUCAUUGGCCAACGCGAUGCCAGACUGAAGAAGAACCAAAUGGCAGGCGAAGUAGAAGCCAAGAAGAAAGAGGAAGAGAGCAAAGCGAAACGAGAAAUCCCACAAGUCUCCUCAGCCCUCUUCUUCCAAGCCAACACCGCCCUCGGGCCCCCUUACUCCGUCCUCGUCGACACGAAUUUCCUCUCGCACACGGUCCACGCCAAACUCGAGCUCGACAAGGCCCUCAUGGACCUUCUAUACGCCAAAGCCACGCCCAUAAUAACCACAUGCGUCAUGGCCGAGUUGGAGAAGCUCGGCCCAAAAUACCGCAUCGCGCUGCGGAUAGCCAGAGACGAGCGCUGGGAGCGGCUCAAGUGCGAUCACAAGGGCACGUAUGCGGAUGACUGCAUCGUCGAGAGGGUCAUGAAGCAUCGGAUUUACCUUGUUGCGACGAAUGAUAGGGAUUUGAAGCGGCGAAUCAGGAAGAUUCCCGGUGUGCCAAUUGUGUCUGUUGCCAAGGGCAAGUACGUUAUUGAGAGGCUGCCUGAUGUGCCUGAUAGUCGGUAGAAACUGCUUGGAAAUUCGGGAUUUUAUACAUAGCGAGGGCGUUUGGGGCCAUGAGAUAUCGCAUCGCUCAUCGGGUGUUUGUCGAAUAUAUUCAAAAGUCAUGAAAAGUUGAAAGAAGCACUACGGAAAUUACCAAUCUUGCACAGAUUAGGAUGAAAAUGCGCAUCUAGUCUCCCAGUGCAUUCAAUGUAUUUUGUUGUCUCCAUAUCAAACUACACGCGCUUAUCUAAAGGC
Molecule: messenger RNA, 837 nt
Organism: Cucurbitaria berberidis CBS 394.84
Lineage: Eukaryota; Fungi; Ascomycota; Dothideomycetes; Pleosporales; Cucurbitariaceae
Product: rRNA-processing protein-like protein FCF1
Exons: 5
Coding region: 13-603 (196 amino acids)
Cellular component (GO): nucleolus; small-subunit processome
Source: RefSeq, a predicted model, not a curated record